AUGGAUGCUCGGCAGGUCCUGCUCUUCGUGGCUAAUUGGCAAAGCUUUAGCAAGCUGACAUGCCUGUCCCUGUAUGGCGACCACCUGCAUCCACUGGCGUUGCAUUCUCUGGUGGGGCUGCCAUCGCUCCGCUGGCUCAGCCUGCAAGGCAUGCGCCAGCUCACAGACAACAACAAUGUGGGGCCUGUCUUGGCGAGCCUCACCUCCCUGCAGCACUUGGACCUGGCCAGAACAUCCCUGGGCGAUGGCCUGAUUGAGGCCCUCACAUACAGUCGCCGCCUCGCCUCCUGGCACAAUGAAUCAGGCAAGAGGCCUUUGGAAGGGCCGCAGAGCAGUUGGCCGCAGCUGAAGCUGGUCACGCUGGUGCUGCAAGGCACACAAGUCACCCCAGCAUGCCUUGAGAACUUGAAGGCGCUGAGCGAGCUGGAAUAUCUGGACAUGAGGAAGACAGCUGUCAAGCGAAGGGAGCUGAUUGGGCUGGAGAAACACCUGGGCUUGCAUGCGCAGCACGGGGGCGCAGUCUUGUCUCUGUCAGCAACCUUGUCAGUGGUGCUCGAGCAGGAUCGCCCCAAAGUCUGUCACUGCGACUUCAAUGUUGGCGGCAUUCCUCUGCAGAGGUGGGAGCAGGACAGCAUUAGGCAGCUUGUGUACAGCUGAUGAUGAGUUCAACAUUAUUGAGAAGAGUAUGGGUACUUAUAAUUUAAAAGUUUAUUAUGCAUAUCAAUGGCUUUUCCGGCGCUGCAUCUUGAGGCAGAAGGUGUGCCGCAUUUUCUGAGCAUGUAUCAUGAUGUAUUUAUAGAUGGCAAAUCAUGUUUAAAUUUUGAAGCUGGUACAAACGUCCGAAAGCAAUGUCAGCGUUGUGAGUAUGAUAACAGUGUCACCCUGGAAAUUUUCUAAGGUCUUUUGUAGUGUUGCCUUUAUUUAUUGCUUCUGCUGAUUGAUUUAUGCUCUGUCCUGAUUUGUAGUGCUGUUGGCAGCCUUGCACACUCUAUGUUAAGUUGGCU
This is a messenger RNA of Coccomyxa subellipsoidea C-169, 1004 nucleotides long. RefSeq lists its product as hypothetical. The record is from RefSeq and is a predicted model, not a curated record. Bases 1 to 657 code for a protein of 218 amino acids. The transcript is spliced from 5 exons. Lineage: Eukaryota; Viridiplantae; Chlorophyta; Trebouxiophyceae; Coccomyxaceae.